Messenger RNA from Trichoderma harzianum CBS 226.95, 366 nucleotides. RefSeq lists its product as hypothetical. Gene Ontology annotation, cellular component: DSIF complex; nucleus. The record is from RefSeq and is a predicted model, not a curated record. Gene Ontology annotation, biological process: chromatin organization; mRNA processing; positive regulation of DNA-templated transcription, elongation. The transcript is spliced from 3 exons. Gene Ontology annotation, molecular function: zinc ion binding; RNA polymerase II complex binding. Lineage: Eukaryota; Fungi; Ascomycota; Sordariomycetes; Hypocreales; Hypocreaceae. Bases 1 to 366 code for a protein of 121 amino acids.
AUGUCCAGCUUCGUCACCCCCGGCCAGCAGCGCUACCUGCGCGCCUGCAUGGUCUGCUCCAUCGUCAUGACAUACAGCCGCUUCCGCGACGAAGGAUGCCCCAACUGCGAAGAAUUCCUGCACCUCAUCGGCUCGCAGGACCAGAUCGAAAGCUGCACGUCGCAGGUCUUUGAGGGCUUGAUAACGCUGGCCAACCCGGCCAAGUCGUGGGUCGCAAAGUGGCAGCGCUUGGACGGAUAUGUGCCCGGCGUGUACGCGAUCAAGGUCUCGGGACAGCUUCCCGACGAGAUUAGGUCUUCUUUGGAGGAUGAGUAUAGGAUACAAUACAUUCCGAGGGAUGGCACGCAGACCGAGGCCGAUGCUUAA